Messenger RNA from Physella acuta, 1071 nucleotides. RefSeq lists its product as uncharacterized. The record is from RefSeq and is a predicted model, not a curated record. Gene Ontology annotation, cellular component: membrane. NCBI's taxonomy places the organism in Eukaryota, Metazoa, Mollusca, Gastropoda, Physidae.
AUGACGUCACAGAACACACUGACCAGUAUCGGUGUCAUAAGCUUCGAUCUCUACACAACGCUUUUGGCGGCUUUCGCUGUCAUGUGGUUUGCCGUUUGCAUUUCCGGCACGCUGGGAAACUACGUCAACAUCCAAACAUUCGUUGCCAUGGGGCUGAACGAUGGGGUGACCGUGACCUUUCUAGUCCUCUCCAUCCUUGACCUAUGCUACAUUCUCGUCUGCCUAGCUAUGUCGGUCGGCACGAUGCUCAUCGUGAUUGAGUAUAAAAUACCAAAAGUCGUCUUCAGUGUCCAACCUUACGCCAUUGGCCUGACAUUCGGGAACAUCGGGGUUUUGUUUUCAUCCAACAUCCAGCUGGUGACCACGUUCCUCUCCAUCGCGCGCUGCAUGUGUAUAGCUAAGCCGCUCCACUUCAAGUUCGUCUUUACCCGCAAUGUUUGCUGCGCUGUGCUGUUUGUUAUAUCUUGCUUUACUUUACUAGCGAAUCUACCCGUGCUAGCUACGACAGGUAUCGUGCCUAUAUUUGACCCAAGUCUCAAUUUGACGCGUCCAAGUUUUUGGACCUCGGAAAAUCGAAACCAAAUUAAAAACAUAAUUUGGGCUGUUACCGAAAUAUUUGUCCCAUUUGCUACACAGAUUAUAGUCAUUGUUUGUCUCGUUGUCAUGGCAUCGUGCCUCAGGCAGUCUUCGAAGUUUAGAGCGUCUUCAUCAACGUUGAUUGAACAAACAAACAUCAAUGCAAACUCUGGAAAGAAAAACAAUUUGGCUUUAUCUGUGUACAACUUAUCUGGCAAGGAGCUUCAGGUCAUUCGACAAGUUGCCGUCGUGUCAUUGGUCUACAUCGUCUGCAACACGCCAAAAAUAAUUUCUAACUCGGUAACAGAGGCAAUCCCGGAGUACAACGUGGGCAACAAAUUCACCAACCUCUACAUGGUUAUCUUCUCUUUGAGGAAACUUUUCGAAUUGGUCAACUCAUCCGUCAGUCUACCCAUCUAUUACAGAUGUAACGGAAAAUUUAGAACACUGUGCACAUUUAGAAUUAAUCAAAUCAAAUUCGGCAGAUUUGCUUGA